AUGUCAGGAUUAUCUAACGGGGGAUGUUUCAAGUGUGGCACGCUUGGUCAUCGGGCCGAGCAAUGUCCUGCUGAAAGUCGACUCUGUUGCAAUUGCAGGCAACCUGGUCAUGAAUCGGCUUCAUGUCCUAAUCCACGUACGGCAGGUGGCAGAACCUGUUUCACAUGUGGUGGCGUCGGACAUUUGGCAGCGGAAUGUCCAAACACCAAAAAUCUUCAUACUUCUACUGCUGGCGGUGGAAGUCUUGGUGGGACGAAGUGCUAUACAUGCGGUCAAUUUGGCCAUGUCAAACGCUCCUGCAGUCAAUUUAGCAAUGGAGGCAGUCAAGGUUCACUCCAAGCUCGUAUUGGCGGCUUUCAGCCCAGGACACCGAGUCAACCAGUGCAAUGUCAUAAAUGCCUGGGGAUGAAUCAUCUCGCCAGAAAUUGUAUGGCUAUCGUUCCCCCGCCUGCGUUUCAACCAAGAUAUUUGAAACCCAAGACUUGUUUCAAUUGUCAACUUCCUGGUCACAUCGCCAGUAAUUGCCCAGGUUCAGCCUCUUGA
Molecule: messenger RNA, 543 nt
Organism: Puccinia triticina
Lineage: Eukaryota; Fungi; Basidiomycota; Pucciniomycetes; Pucciniales; Pucciniaceae
Exons: 6
Coding region: 1-543 (180 amino acids)
Biological process (GO): positive regulation of cytoplasmic translation
Cellular component (GO): cytoplasm
Molecular function (GO): translation regulator activity; zinc ion binding; mRNA binding
Source: RefSeq, a predicted model, not a curated record